Messenger RNA from Diplodia corticola, 4395 nucleotides. Its product is annotated as dna-directed rna polymerase iii subunit rpc1. Gene Ontology annotation, biological process: DNA-templated transcription. Bases 1 to 4395 code for a protein of 1464 amino acids. The record is from RefSeq and is a predicted model, not a curated record. NCBI's taxonomy places the organism in Eukaryota, Fungi, Ascomycota, Dothideomycetes, Botryosphaeriales, Botryosphaeriaceae. Gene Ontology annotation, molecular function: DNA-directed RNA polymerase activity; DNA binding. The transcript is spliced from 2 exons.
AUGGCGACGCAAGGGGAGGUCAAGGAGCAGGUCGUCGACCGCGUGCCUAAGCGCAUCACAGAGCUCCAGUUCGGCAUUCUCUCGAAUCAGGACAUCGUUAACCAGGCCGUCAUCGAAGUCUCCGAUCGUCAUGUGUACGAUGCCGUCGCCAACGGGCCCAACCGCGCAGUCACGAAGCAUGGACCCAUGGACGGGCGCAUGGGUAUCUCCAGCAAGAGCGCGAGCUGUGAAACCUGUGGCGAGGACUUGAAGUCUUGCAACGGCCAUUUCGGACACGUCAAGCUCGCCCUGCCCGCCUUCCAUAUCGGUUACCUUAAGAUGAUCAUCGAGGUUCUGCAUUGCAUUUGCAAGGAAUGCUCCAGCAUUCUCCUUGACGAGCCGUCACGGCAGAAGUAUGUCAAGAGUUUGCGCCGUCCCGAUCUCGACAGUUUGCAGCGCACUGCAAUCUGCAAGAAGAUUUCUGGCGAAUGCCGGAAAGUGAAGAAGUGCCCCCACUGUGGCGCAACCAAUGGUCCGGUCAGGAAGGUCGCUGGCCACCCGCUCAAGGUCGUCCAUCUCAAGUUCGAUGCAUACAACAAGUCCAAUGCGAAGAGGAAGGAAAUGCCCCGUGGCAAGCCGGAAUUCGACAAGUCGUUCGAGACUGCGAAACAGGGAAAUGGCGAGCUGGACAAGCACAUCCGGAAAGCGGUGGAUGACAUGAAUCCGCUGAGGGUGUUGAACCUUUUCAAGCGUAUCAAAACGACGGAUUGCCCGCUCCUAGGAAUGUCCAAGGGGAGACCGGAAAUGUUUAUUUGGCAAUACGUUCCUGCGCCUCCAGUGACGAUCCGCCCCUCUGUCGCACAGGAGGCCGCCACCACCGAGGAUGACAUCACCAACAAGCUCGGGGAUAUUGUGCAAAUCAGCUCGCUGAUUCGCGCGGGUCUGGCGAAGGGUCUACCCGUGCAAACGAUUAUGGAGCAAUGGGAUUUCUUGCAGCUGCAGAUUGCUCUGUACGUCAACAGUGAUGUCCCCGGUCUCCAGGCGCAGGGAGUUGGAAAGCAUAUCCGAGGAUUCUGCCAACGUUUGAAAGGCAAGCAGGGACGUUUCCGUGGAAAUCUUUCAGGCAAGCGUGUCGAUUUCUCGGGCCGCACUGUCAUUGGACCGGAUCCGAAUCUGUCAAUCGAGGAAGUCGCAGUCCCGGAGAGAGUUGCCAAGAACAUGACAUAUCCGGAGAAGGUUUCGAGAUAUAACAUCGAGAAGCUACGUGCCUGUGUCAAACGAGGAAAAUUCAAGCAUCCUGGCGCCAAUUUCGUCCUGAAGCAAGAUGGCCGCAGGCUCGUCCUUGAGAUUCUUCAGAAGCUCAAUAAACUGGAUCAGACCGCCGAACAGCUCCAAAUCGGCGACGUGGUAGAAAGACAUAUCGAAGAUGGCGACAUCGUCCUGUUCAACCGCCAGCCCUCGCUUCACAAACUCAGUAUUCUCAGCCACAAAGCCAAAAUCAGGCCUUGGAGAACAUUCCGUCUGAACGAGUGUGUCUGCAACCCGUACAACGCUGAUUUCGACGGAGACGAGAUGAAUUUGCACGUUCCACAGACUGAAGAGGCUCGCACAGAAGCUAUCGAGCUGAUGGGCGUCAAGAACAAUCUGGCCACGCCGAAAAACGGAACGCCUAUCAUCGCAGCCAUCCAGGACUUCAUCACCUGCGCCUUUCUGACUUCCAGAAAAGAUCUGUUCUUGGACCGUAAGACUUUUGCCCUCAUGUGCAGCUACAUGUUCAACGGCGACUCCGUAAGGGAUCCGGAGACGGGCAAGUACCACAAGAUCGAUCUUCCCCCGCCCGUGAUCAUGAAGCCCCAGAUGCUCUGGACCGGCAAGCAAGUAUGGAAUGUUCUCAUGCGUCCAUACAAGGAAUCCAAGGUGCUUGUCAAUCUUGACGCAGCAUGCAAGCAGUACAAGGGCAAAAUGAAGGACCUUAACGAAGAUGACGCUUGGCUCGUGGUCCGGAACUCCGAGGUCAUGUGCGGUGUCAUGGACAAGUCCACCGUUGGUGACGGCAAGAAAGACUCAGUGUUCUAUGUCAUGAUGCGUGACUUCGGCCCCGACUACGCUGUACAGGCUAUGAACCGUCUGGCGAAGCUUUCGGCACGCUGGUUGACAAAUCGCGGCUUCUCCAUUGGCGUUAGCGACGUCACGCCUGGCAGGAAGCUCGUUGAAAGGAAGACAAAACUCAUCCAGGACGCUUAUGUUGAGGCCAAGAAGAUCGUCGAUCUCUACAACACUGGAAAACUGGAGCGGGAUGCUGGCUGCGACGAGGAACUGACCAUGGAGAACAAGAUUUCCGGUGUCCUCAAUAAGGUCCGUGGCGAGGCAGGUGACAUUUGUUUUUCGGAACUCACCCAGUGGAAUUCACCACUUAUCAUGGCCAAGUGCGGUUCCAAGGGUUCCAACAUCAACGUUGCUCAGAUGGUUGCUUGUGUCGGACAACAGAUUAUUGGUGGUGCACGUGUGCAAGAUGGUUUCCAGGAUCGUACACUUCCACACUUCGCCAAGGGCGGCCGCCUGCCCGAUGCGAAAGGUUUCGUGGCGAACAGCUUCUACUCGGGCCUGACUCCCUUCGAGUUCAUCUUCCACGCCAUGUCUGGCCGUGAAGGUCUGGUCGAUACUGCAGUCAAGACUGCAGAAACUGGUUACAUGUCACGUCGUCUCAUGAAGUCCUUGGAGGACCUUUCCGCCCAAUUUGACGAUACGGUCAGGAACUCUGCCUCGCAAAUUGUACAAUUCAGGUAUGGAGACGACAACCUGGAUCCCGUGGACAUGGAGGGCAAGGCCAAGCCUGUGAAUUUCAAUCGCUCUUUCGACCACGCUAGGACGACUACCUGGGAUAAUGACGAACGUGGACUGCUGCCCGAGGAGAUACGUGAGAUUACCAAAGCGCGACUUGAUGCCAAGCGAAGGGAAAUCCAGCGAUACUCCGAGACGGGCCAAGAGCUAAAGUUCAUCGAAGACAAUCUCGACUACGUCGAUCAAAAGGAGUCGAAGCGUAACUUCUACGAUGAAGUCCAGGGGUUCAUUCUCGGCAAGGCAGCCGACCUGGAAAGACUUACGACUCGCUUCGUCGAGGUCCAAGAAGACAACAGGCAGAAGGGAGAGGCCAUUGCAGAUGACGUGGGCUUCUCCAACAUUGUCGAUGGUGUUUCUAAGAUCUCACGUCGCUGCUUGGAAUAUUUCCUGGACCUUUGCCUCACCAAGCAUGCCCAAUCGCACGUCCAGCCCGGUCACGCUGUGGGUGCCGUUGGUGCCCAGUCCAUCGGUGAGCCCGGAACGCAGAUGACGCUUAAGACUUUCCAUUUCGCUGGUGUCGCCGGUAUGAGCAUCACGCAAGGUGUGCCGCGUAUCAAGGAAAUCAUCAACGCCUCCAAGGUCAUCAGCACACCCAUCAUCACUUGCGAGUUGGAGAACAAGCAUGACGUGCGUGCUGCUCGCUUGGUCAAGGCCCGUAUCGAGAAGACAUACCUAAAGGAUAUCACUCAUUACAUCGAAGAUGUCUGGUACAACGAUGGAAACUACCUCAACAUGCGCAUCGACUGGGAUACCGUCAAUGCUCUCGGUUUGGAGCUCACCAAAAAUGAUUUGGAGCUUGCUAUUCUCAAGGCACCCAAGCUCAAAAUUGGCACAGACUAUGGCAGGGUCGAAUUCUUCAGCAACCAUAUACGCAUCUACGUCCCUGAUUUGAGCGAUCCUCAAAGCGAAAAGCAUAAGAAGCUUGCCGCAACCCGCUCUGCGGCCUCGAAGGCCAAGAACUCGACUGACGAUGCUUAUUUCGCUCGCAUUCAGAUGUUGAAGCGCGCGAUACCAGAGAUCGCCAUCAAGGGCUAUCCAGAGGCCACGCGUGCCAUCAUCAAGAAGGAAGACAACGAGCAAGAGGACAUAUCGCUAAUCGUCGAAGGUUAUGGGCUGAAACUCAUCAUGGCAACACCUGGUGUGAAGGGCACGCACACGUAUACCAACUCCGUUCUCGAGAGCUUUGCCGUGCUGGGCAUCGAGGCAGCGCGCUCGACCAUCAUCAAAGAAAUCGCCUCCGUCAUGGGCUCCAUGGACAUUGAUCCGCGCCACAUGCAGCUUCUUGCCGACGUCAUGACCUACAAGGGCGACGUCCUGGGCAUCACGCGCUUCGGCCUCGCCAAGAUGCGCGAUUCUGUCCUGCAGCUUGCUUCUUUCGAGAAGACGCCGGAUCAUCUGUUCGAGGCCGGUUACCGCGGCAAGAGCGACGGCGUGCAGGGUGUGUCCGAAUGCAUCAUCCUUGGCCAGAGCAUGAGCAUCGGCACGGGCAGCUUCAAGGUCGUUCGGAAGCUGAACCUCUCGCAGGACGACGUGGGAAGGAAGGGUGACGCGUUCGAGGGUCUGUUCAGCUGGUAG